Messenger RNA from Drosophila ficusphila, 507 nucleotides. RefSeq names its product gametocyte-specific factor 1. The transcript has a single exon. Lineage: Eukaryota; Metazoa; Arthropoda; Insecta; Diptera; Drosophilidae. The record is from RefSeq and is a predicted model, not a curated record. The coding region runs from base 80 to 361 and encodes 93 amino acids.
GUUUAAAUUAUAGCGGGACUUUCACUCACACUACAUUUAAAGCUGCGAUUUUGUAAGAAUUAAUCAUUUUUUACCAAAAAUGUCGGACUACCAGUUCGGAGUCUGUCCGUACGACCAGAAUCACCGCAUUAUGCUGUUCCGGAUGCCCAAGCACAUUGUGAAGUGCGAGAAGAACUACCGCGGACCGCCGUUGAAGAUUUGCAAAUACAACGCCGCUCAUCGCGUUCUGGACAUGGAGGAGCACCUGAAGGAGUGUGAUUAUUAUCAACGCAGCAUCGACAACCAGGCUGUGCAGAUAGCCCUGAGCACUCGUAUUGCACCCAUCCAGGAAGAUGGUCAUAGUGUCAACACACCACUUUAAAACCAGAUCAUAUAAUAACACGUACUUGUAUACCUUAUAUAUACCCCAGAAAAAAGCUUCUUGAAGAAGCGCCACAUAUUUUUCCUUUCAUUGCAACCUUGCUAUAAUUAAAAUAUAUUUACGGUGAGAAUCUUAAACAAGAAAAG